GUCAAAGUCAGCUGAAGAAAACAUUGGAAAUCGGCUGUUGGAAGUUCUAAAUCUGAAAAUGUGUCAAUAAACGGAAGAACUAAAAUGUAAAAAAAAUAUGUACAAUAGUUUACAAAGUAAUAGCAAAUUUUGAGCACCAUAAGGAAUGCUCGUAAACUUUGCGCACAAGUUAUAAUAACCUCAAAACACAUGUACGGUAAACUUACUCUCUUUAGCAAAGUAGUUAGAAUAAGUAGCGUGCGCUAUUACAAGAAAGACACUAAGAAGCUGUUGGAAUUUCUAGCCGGCAUGCCGAAGCCUAAUUCCAGUAGAAUAGCAGAGGCGCAACGCCAGCGCCAGAACAUUUCCAAGAAAUCUGAAAAAUAUGGCCCCAGCACCGUUUACUUACAAGUAUUAGGCUCUGGAGCUAGAGGAGCACCCAAUACAUUGUAUCUAUUUACUGAUCAAAAGAGGUACUUGUUUAAUUGCGGGGAAGGUACUCAGAGACUAGCGCAUGAACACAAAGUCAAAUUGUCAAGACUUGAUCACAUCUUCAUCACCAACAAGACAUGGAGGAACAUUGGUGGUCUACCAGGACUUUCUCUGACACUUCAAGAUGUUGGUGUACCAAAUAUUACAUUGCAUGGACCAGAAGGAUUAGAUGAAUUAUAUAACGCAACCAGAAGAUUUGUGAUAAUGAAGGACAUGAAUGUUGUUAUGGCAAAGUGCAGCAAAUCGGAGGAUUUUGAGGAUAAUGUUAUGACUGUCAAAUAUGUACUCAUAGGUCCUCAAGACAACAUCCUCCCAACUGAAGUUAAGUCGGCAGCAAAGAAGCCAAAGCUUGACAACAACCUAGUUGAGUUUGAGGAGUUCAUACACGAUGACACAGAUUAUUAUAAGUCAGAUGCUGCCCAUACACCAGAAAAACACAGAAAUGUUAAGCCUAAAGUGAAACUUCAUACUGAUAAGGAUUAUUUAAAGAAAAAGACUGAAAGAGUUUUGGAAGAACUUCAUAAACAAAGUUAUUCUACUGUUGCAUACAUCUGUAUUUUAAAGAAACGUCUGGGUACUCUAGACCUGGAGAAAUGCGUGGAGUUUGGUGUGAAGCCAGGUCCCUUGCUGGGACAGCUAAAGAGUGGCCAUGACGUAUUGUUGCCAGAUGGAAGGAUCGUGCUAUCCAAGGACGUCAAGACCCCUGAUGAUCCAGGACCUGUGUUUAUUGUUCUCGAAGUACCAGAACUCGCGUACUUGAACGAGGCUGAAUUUUCCGCGCAUUUCGACAACGGCAGCAAUCCACCCGAGAACAUUCCAACAAUCAUCGUCCACUACACGCCUCCACAUAUCCUCAAGCAUCCCACGUAUCGAGCCUUCAUGGCGAAGUUCGGCACAACGACACGGCAUCUCAUAUUAAACUCGCAAAACUCUUGCCUCGGCUCUGAAGCGGUGCACCGAACCCAACACAAACUGCACCUGUUGGACGCGGACAUGUUCCCGUUGCUGCGCGAUGUGAGCGUACCCGCGCUAUGGAACCCGAGUCCCACCCUGCCGCAUACCGAUAGCCCGGUACGAUUAAAGGGGUUGGAAGAACUGAAGAAUAAGAUUGCUGUGGCACAGUUCCAGAAUCUGAUUAGUAUGGAGGGCUCCUGUGGUGGGGAUGCGGGCAUUGGUGAUACGGACUCGCUUGCAAAGAUUGAGCUGAUCUCCGCACGGACUCUCACUAUGUUCCAUUUGAGGCCAAAGAAGGAAAUCGAUAGAUCAAUGGAGCCGAAGCUACACAUCCAAGACUAUAUACAGGAAACAAUGGACGCAGACGGUUUUGUCCCGAGCUUAGACCAAUUUCGUCAUCUCGUAGACCGUAUGCGUUACGCGAAAACCGAGUUACAGAAGGAGUAUCCAAAAGUGGUGUUUUUAGGGACCGGGUCCUGUAUACCCAGCAAGACUAGGAAUACGAGCGCUAUUGUGUUGCAUAUCGAUGAACAACGCUCAAUCCUACUGGACUGUGGUGAAGGGACUUUCGGACAACUGGUCCGCUUUUACGGGCCCAAGCGUGUUAACAGCUUUUUAAGAACGCUGAAAGCGAUCUACAUAUCGCAUCUUCACGCGGACCACCACAUUGGUCUUAUUGGAGUCCUCCAAGCUCGACGGCAAGCCUUCGAAGAAAUAGAUUUUAAGAGGCCAAUCAAACCGUUGUAUCUUCUGGCUCCUGGGCAGAUUGUCACGUGGCUAUCCAUAUACGAUCACCAGUUCGAGCCAAUCCGGGACGACUUCUCCCUUAUACCUAAUCAGAAUUUGCUGGCAUCAAAUUCUGAGACGACAAACAUGGAACUGACUUCAGCAGUGCUGGCCAGUUUAGGCGUGCAAGGGUUACGCACGUGCCUCGUGGCGCACUGCCCUAACGCCUUCGGAGUUUCUAUAGAUGUCGAUCAGUAUUACAAGGUCACUUAUUCAGGCGACACUAUACCUUGUGAAGAGCUGGUUAAGAUUGGUAAAAACUCAACCCUUUUAAUCCACGAAGCGACUAUGGAGGAUGAGUUGGCUGAUGAGGCACGAAUCAAAAUGCACUCGACAACCUCGCAAGCAAUAGAGAUAGGUCGACAGAUGGAAGCUAGAUAUACUGUACUGACGCACUUCAGCCAAAGAUACGCGAGGUUGCCGCGCCUUAACUCCCAUAUACUGAACGACAAUACCAGCGUCGGGAUUGCCUUCGACAAUAUGCAGAUAACAAUGGGCGAUCUAGACCUUCUGCCACAUAUGUACGCGCCGCUGCAACUGAUGUUCGCUGAACAUUGUGUAGAAUUGGAACUAAAAGCGCAAAACAGGGCGCGGCAAAAGAAACUGACUACCUCCCCUAGCAUGCCAACUUCCGGUAGCAUACGAAACUUUUCCACACUAACCGCAGACAAUAACGUGACCACAGACAAUGAAUCCACUGAUUUAAACAACAUCACAGAUUGUGCAACAGAUAAAACUAAUAACGUUGCAAAGAAAAAUGACAGAACUUUAACAGAUAAAAUUAUUGAAACAGAUUCAAAUGAAAAUCACAGAGAAAACAUAUUAACAGAUAAUAAUUGCGUUAGUUAGUGAAAUUGUUGCUUUGUUUUGCUGUAUCGUUUGUCUAGUUAAGUUUGUUUUUCAAUGUAAUAUUGACAUUUUUUUGUCAGUUAGAAGCUUUAAUUUAAAUUGAUUUUUGGUAUUAUAUCUUUUUUUUAUUCCGGUCUUACAAGCCAUUUAAAAAUAAAAGUUAAUUUGCUAUUUUGAUACAAAAAUACUAUAUUUUUGCAACCUUGCUACGGAGUUGACCCCAAAGAUGGUCAAGUUCUACAUGGCCCGAUAAUGUAACCUACAUUAAAAGCUUCUUUUUAAAGAAAAACUUAUAAAUAAUACAACAUGUUCCUAACAAAGUAUACUAAAAAAAUACAAAAACGUACUAAAAAUUCUGUCAAGAUUACAGUGUAAAGCAAAGAUUUACCGUAACUAGAAAGUAUGAUAUCAUUUUAUGUUUCAUUAAGUAGCUUUGUUGUUGCUCAUAUAAAAUUACAUUUAAAUGUAAAAGUUAUGUUUGAAAAUGUAUAAAAGUAACUUUCAUAUGAGUUUUAGUUAUUUUAUUUCAUCACUACCGGUCCACCAGAGAACACGUAUGCAGGCCGCACUAUACCGCGCUGGCCAGGUGUGGAUACAUUAUUAGCUUAGUAUAAUUAUCAUACUACAGUUAUGCGAAUAAAGAUUUUAGUCUUUGAA
Molecule: messenger RNA, 3717 nt
Organism: Pararge aegeria (speckled wood butterfly)
Lineage: Eukaryota; Metazoa; Arthropoda; Insecta; Lepidoptera; Nymphalidae
Gene: RNaseZ
Product: ribonuclease Z, mitochondrial
Exons: 15
Coding region: 190-3060 (956 amino acids)
Biological process (GO): mitochondrial tRNA 3'-end processing
Cellular component (GO): mitochondrion
Molecular function (GO): 3'-tRNA processing endoribonuclease activity
Source: RefSeq, a predicted model, not a curated record